GCUUGACUCCUGUCGGGUUUGCUUGCGUGGUUUGGCUUGGCUUUGCCAUGAUAUCAUUCCCCGGGAGUAAGUUCGCCGGUGUGGAUAUACAAUGUUCGUUCCGCCAUUGUAUCUUGAGUUGUUGUUGAUCACUUUUCUGUUGCUUGACUCUUGCGCAGUGGGGAUGAAUCGUUUACUUUUGUUCCGGUCAGCUCUAGGGUCAAAUGUCACGGUGAACCACCUCCAGCUCUUCAGGUUCAUGAGCGUCUGAACGCAGUG
This is a messenger RNA of Periconia digitata, 258 nucleotides long. The record is from the annotation of a GenBank genome assembly. NCBI's taxonomy places the organism in Eukaryota, Fungi, Ascomycota, Dothideomycetes, Pleosporales, Periconiaceae.